GGCGUGGCUCGGGUUCCUCCUCUGCUCUCCAGUAGAACAACUUCUCCACACUUCCUCGGUGUGUCUUAUCUCCUGUCCGACAUGGCGAAGCCUCUGAGCGACCAAGAGAAGCGCAAGCAGAUCAGCGUGCGCGGCAUCGCGGGUCUCGGGGACGUGGCGGAGAUCAAGAAGAGCUUUAACCGGCACCUGCACUUCACGCUGGUGAAGGACCGGAACGUGGCCACGCCGCGGGAUUACUACUUCGCGCUCGCGCACACGGUGCGGGAUCACCUGGUGGGCCGCUGGAUCCGCACUCAGCAGCACUACUACGAGAAAGAUCCAAAGAGGAUCCACUAUCUCUCUCUGGAGUUCUACAUGGGCAGAACCCUGCAGAACACCAUGAUCAACCUUGGCCUGCAGAACGCCUGCGAUGAAGCGAUCUAUCAGCUUGGUCUGGAUCUGGAAGAGCUGGAGGACAUUGAGGAAGAUGCUGGACUGGGGAAUGGUGGACUGGGCCGGCUUGCAGCCUGUUUUCUGGACUCGAUGGCCACUCUGGGUUUGGCAGCGUAUGGUUAUGGCAUUCGCUACGAGUUUGGAAUCUUCAACCAAAAAAUCUCAAACGGUUGGCAGGUGGAGGAAGCUGAUGAUUGGCUGCGCUAUGGAAACCCCUGGGAGAAGGCCCGUCCCGAGUACAUGCUCCCGGUGCAUUUCUACGGCAGGGUGGAGCACACGGAGGAGGGGCCUAAGUGGGUGGACACUCAGGUGAUCCUGGCAAUGCCGUACGACACACCUGUCCCCGGCUACAAGAACAACACGGUGAACACCAUGAGACUCUGGUCUGCCAAAGCGCCUAAUGACUUCAAUCUUCAAGAAUUUAAUGUUGGAGAUUACAUCCAGGCUGUUUUGGACAGGAACCUGGCGGAGAACAUCUCCCGAGUGCUUUAUCCCAACGACAAUUUUUUCGAAGGUAAGGAGCUCCGUCUCAAGCAGGAGUACUUUGUGGUAGCAGCCACUCUACAGGACAUCAUCCGACGCUUUAAAUCUUCCAAGUUCGGCAGCAGAGUCCAUGUGCGCACUUCAAUGGAGAACUUUCCAGAUAAGGUAGCGAUCCAGCUAAAUGACACACACCCUGCUCUGGCCAUUCCUGAGCUAAUGAGGAUUCUCCUGGAUGUGGAGAAACUAAACUGGGACAAGUCAUGGGAGAUCACCACCAAGACGUGUGCAUACACAAACCAUACAGUUCUCCCAGAAGCUCUGGAGCGUUGGCCUGUAUACAUGUUUGAGAAACUUCUGCCCAGACACCUGCAGAUCAUCUAUGAGAUCAACCAGCGUCACCUGAAUAGGAUAUCAGCCCUGUAUCCCGGGGACUCAGAUCGCCUCCGCAGGAUGUCCCUAAUCGAGGAGGGCGACCCCAAGAGGAUAAACAUGGCUCACUUGUGUGUGGUGGGAUCUCACGCUGUCAACGGAGUCGCUCGCAUCCAUUCCGAUAUCGUCAAAACCACAGUUUUUAAGGACUUCUGUGACAUCGAGCCGGAGAAGUUUCAGAACAAGACGAAUGGCAUCACCCCGCGCUGGCUCCUGCUCUGUAACCCCGGCCUGGCUGAAGUUAUUGCGGAGAAAAUCGGUGAGGAUUUUCUGAAGGACCUGUCCCAGCUUAAGAAGCUGCUGGACUUCGUCAAUAACGACGCGUUCAUCAGAGACGUGGCAAAAGUCAAACAGGAGAACAAGCAGAAGUUAGCAGCAUACCUGGAGAAGACCUACAAGGUCCAGAUCAAUCCAGAGUCCAUCUUUGACAUUCACGUGAAGAGGAUCCACGAGUACAAGCGGCAACUGCUGAACUGCCUGCACAUAAUCACCUACUAUAAUCGGAUCAGGAAAGAGCCGAACAAGAAGUUUGUACCCAGAACGAUCAUGAUCGGGGGAAAGGCAGCACCAGGAUACCACAUGGCUAAAUCUAUCAUAAAGCUGAUCACCUCGGUGGCAGACGUGGUCAAUAAUGACCCAUUGGUGGGGGAUCGGCUUAAGGUGAUCUUCCUGGAGAACUACAGAGUCUCACUGGCUGAGAAAGUGAUCCCAGCAGCAGACCUGUCUGAGCAGAUCUCCACCGCCGGCACAGAAGCUUCCGGAACAGGGAACAUGAAGUUCAUGCUGAACGGCGCCCUCACCAUCGGCACCAUGGAUGGCGCUAACGUGGAGAUGGCCGAGGAAGCGGGAGAGGAGAACCUCUUCAUCUUCGGCAUGAGGGUGGAGGACGUGGAGGCCAUGGACCGCAAAGGCUACAACGCUCGUGAGUACUAUGACCGCUUGCCAGAGCUCAGUCUCGCGAUGGAUCAGAUCAGCUCAGGUCGCUUCAGUCCUCAAGAGCCAGAGCUGUUCAUGGAUAUCGUCAACAUGUUGAUGAACCAUGACCGUUUCAAGGUAUUUGCAGAUUAUGAGGCUUAUAUCCACUGCCAGGAGAAAGUCAAUGACCUCUACAAGAACCCUAAAGAAUGGACCAAGAUGGUGAUAAGAAACAUCGCCAGCUCUGGAAAGUUCUCCAGCGAUCGCACCAUCUCAGAGUACGCACGCGAGAUCUGGGGUGUGGAGCCAACAGAUCAGAAGAUUCCUCCACCCAAUGUGCCUCGAGACUGAGGCAGGGUUUACACGCCGGUUUGGCCAGUGAUUUGAUCCAUAUUCUGCGCUUUCAUUCUUUACUACUGUAGGUUCUGUUUGGUCACGAGGUUCUGAUUGACCGACUGUGCUGUCGAUAGAAUCAAUUAUACUUCUAUAAUACUGUGUGUAACAUUCAAGACCAACCAGCUUUCCGUGCCUUAUCACUCCGCUUUUCAUAAAGAUCUCUUAUAUUCAUGUACUGUUUUGCCUCAAAGCUACAUAGCGCACACAUUGUAUUGUGAAAAAAAUUUCGUUUGUUUUUUUUACACACAUUCCUUAAAAGCAAAAAAUGAUCCUUUUUUGUGCCUACUGUAUGCAAUUCUAUAAAGUUGCAUUAAACAUAACUGCGCUUCGCAGCACAGUUUGCGAUUAGCACUUUAGAUCAUGUGCAGUGGUUAGCACUUGCCAUAUCUUGGUUCUAUAGAUACAAUUUAGUACACUGUGCAAUUAAAUGCUAGCUCAUGCGUCAUAGAGUAUAGAUUAUAAUUCUCAAGGUAAUGAUUCAGCACUUUUUUUUUUUUUUCAAGCGCUAUUUAACUGCACUUCAGUUAGCUAAUAUGGACGCAAGCUAACCUUCCCUUUAAUCCUUUUGUAACGCCAGACUGUUAAAAAACAGCAGAAAGUAGAGUAGGUUGAACACGAGCAGGGGAACAAAAUCACACUUUGCAUUAAAAUCAGGAAAGUGUUUGUGUGUUCGGAUUCAGCGAUCAUUAUUUUGAUCAAUAGUUUAAUAUGUUCCUGGGUGUUUUUGCUGGAUUUGUGCUCAAUCAAAAUGUGUUUUCAAAUAAUAAAGCUGUUUAAAGGA
Messenger RNA from Silurus meridionalis, 3436 nucleotides. RefSeq names its product phosphorylase, glycogen; brain (gene pygb). Gene Ontology annotation, cellular component: cytoplasm. Gene Ontology annotation, molecular function: pyridoxal phosphate binding; glycogen phosphorylase activity. NCBI's taxonomy places the organism in Eukaryota, Metazoa, Chordata, Actinopteri, Siluriformes, Siluridae. Gene Ontology annotation, biological process: glycogen catabolic process. The record is from RefSeq and is a predicted model, not a curated record.